Molecule: messenger RNA, 657 nt
Organism: Phaethon lepturus (White-tailed tropicbird)
Lineage: Eukaryota; Metazoa; Chordata; Aves; Phaethontiformes; Phaethontidae
Product: chromaffin granule amine transporter-like
Exons: 7
Biological process (GO): transmembrane transport; xenobiotic transport; aminergic neurotransmitter loading into synaptic vesicle
Cellular component (GO): synaptic vesicle membrane; terminal bouton
Molecular function (GO): xenobiotic transmembrane transporter activity; serotonin:sodium:chloride symporter activity
Source: RefSeq, a predicted model, not a curated record
CCUUCCCUGGCUUUUCUUCCAGUACCGAUCGUCCCCACCUUCCUUUAUACAACAGAAUACGAAGGCACCAACACCUCUGUUGCCUCAGCCUGGACUGAGAUGGCUCCUCCAGCCUUGAAGAGCAGCCACCCGCCACAGCCCCCCGCCAGCAGCCCCCCACUGCCGCGCGGCUGCCCGGAGGGCGAGGAGUUCCUCGCCAAGGAGAACGUCCGCGUGGGGCUGCUGUUUGCCUCCAAGGCUUUCGUACAGCUGGUGGUCAACCCGUCCGUGGGCCUCCUGACCAACAGGGUAGGGUACCACAUCCCCAUGUUCAUCGGAUUCGUUAUCAUGUUCCUCUCCACAGUCAUGUUUGCUUUUUCAGGCACCUACACCUUGCUGUUCAUCGCCCGAGCCCUCCAAGGCAUUGGGUCGUCGUUCUCAUCAGUGGCAGGCUUGGGCAUGCUGGCCAGCGUGUACACGGACGACUUCGAGAGGGGCAACGCCAUGGGGAUCGCUCUUGGAGGCUUGGCCUUGGGUGUGCUAAUCGGGGCCCCUUUUGGGAGUGUGAUGUACGAAUUCGUGGGGAAAUCAUCUCCCUUCCUGGUCCUGGCAUCCCUGGCUCUCUUGGAUGGAGCUUUGCAGCUCUGCAUACUGCAGCCCGCUAAGAUCUCCCCCGAG